AUGCGCCGGCUGUUCCGAGGAUUCCGAGCCUUCGCCCUCGGGAUGGCCGUGGGGAUUUCGGGACUCUUCAUGUCAAGGUAUUUCAUGGGCCGUGGCAAUGAUGCACGCAGACGUGCAGGAAUGCAGCUGCUACACUGGCUGCAGCAAGACAGUGGUGCGCAACCGCCGCUUGCAGGAGACCAGGUGGAUGCACACCAGCCCGCACAGCAGAGCGAUCCAGGCCAGGCGGAGAAGGUGUCGUCAGCAACCAUGCAGAGCUCCUAUGCAGGGAGUCCUGUGGCGCCCGGAAGCCUGUGGCUUGGGAACACACCCUCCCAAGAGCUCUCGGCUGCCGAGGUGGACGCCAUGGCCGCCCCGCCGGCACAGCCUCGUCCCUCGAGGAACCACGACUUUGUCCUUUGUGCGAACGUAGCAGGAACUCUGGGCAGCUCGCUGCAAGCCGCAAAGGCCUUCUUCACGAUCGCCUCCAGGAUCCGGCAGAGGGGAUGGCGUGUUCGAGUGCUUCUUCCAGCCAUCGGCGGCACGGAGUUCGACAAUGUCCGCCUGGAUGAGAAGAAUGGCACCUCCUUGGCCAAGGUGCUGGAUUUGACGCCACUUCGCAAGCUUCUAGACAUUGACGAGGACUCUGCUGCCACGCUUGAAAAACAGAAGAAGGUUUGUUGGGAGAAGGGCGCGGAUGUCUCCGUGUUCAGCUUGGUUCAGAUACGUACCGAACAGCUCCGUGGCGUGACAGUGCCCCACAUUUGGCUAGGGCCAGGAUAUGAACGGUGGAUGUUCGAGCAACUGUUUGACAACCUCGGGACACUUGCGAAUGCACCCAAUUUCACUGAUGCGAUUCGGGUUUUCUGGCAGAUGCGGAGCUCCAGCCCGACGGAGUGCAGUCCCUUCGUGUACCCAGAUCUGGCAUUUGAGGUGGGCCAGGCCAUGCUCCUGAAGCCACCCGAGAGAGCAGAACCCUGUGCCUUCGUCUACGUCGGUCCCAUCAUCCGCCGCGAUCGGCUGUGGCACUUGCGGCCAGGGCCAGACUUCACGAAGUGGUGUCCGCAGUGCUCCUUGCCGAACCUUCCUGCUUGGGUGAAUGCCACGGCCAAGAAGAUUGGCUCGUUGCUGAAAGAGCAGCAGCUGACCUGCGCCUCUUUCUAUGUCCGCCUCCUCGGCCUUACCAGCACGGAGUUUCUACAACUCAUCCAGGAUGGUGCGGCUACAGCAGGUGUUCCAUUUGAGGCUUCGCGGAUCAAGAAACGGUCGUGCCGGUUGUGCAUGGAGGCCAACAUGGAGGUCCUACAGCGUGCGGCGGCCUCGCCAUUACUGAUAGCAGAGUACGGCUCCUUCUGGCCGGACCUGCCGGCAAUGCACUUGCUGGCCCGUGGGGCCACUGUCGCCUAUCUGCAUGGGGACGUCUCUUUGCGCACGUACCUAUCGAAUAUGAAGGAGGCUAACGGGUCGCCUGGAGAAGUUCGACAAGAUCUGGAUCCACGUAACGACGUUGCCUUCGGUCGUCUUGGAUGCAAGGACGGGCUCAUCUGCCGCGGAAGAUGCAUCGACUACCGAGACAAAUCUGGAGGUCCUUUAGUUCAUAGUGACACGGAAUGCUGGCCUGAAGAUCAGCCCGGAUGA
Messenger RNA from Symbiodinium necroappetens, 1617 nucleotides. The record is from the annotation of a GenBank genome assembly. Lineage: Eukaryota; Dinophyceae; Suessiales; Symbiodiniaceae.